Molecule: messenger RNA, 1254 nt
Organism: Cladocopium goreaui
Lineage: Eukaryota; Dinophyceae; Suessiales; Symbiodiniaceae
Source: the annotation of a GenBank genome assembly
AUGCCUCCCAAAAAAGCACUCAAUCCAGUGCUGACUUCUUCUCACAGUCACUCGUAUGUGAGCCAAAGUGGUUUAGCAGCAGUCUUGAAAUCAAUCAAGGAACAUGGGUUGCCAGAAACAGCUAGCAGGGCAGGAAUCAAACGAGCGCGGGAAGCAGCGCUUCCCAGUGAGUUGUGGACCAGUGUGAAAGUGGAGAUGGAGGAUGGCCCGUGCAAGGAGAUUCCUUUAGUGAAUCCAUGUCAGCUACUUCAAUACAUGGUGUCCGAGGUCGUCGGUGAUGCGGUCAAUGAAGAGCACCUGGCAAUUAAGGAUGUGGUCACAGUUGCUGAAGCGGAUCGCUUUUUGAAGGGGUUUGUUUGGCCUGACCAAUGGAACUCAAGAGGGGUCACUGGCAGACGAUGCCUUGAGAAAUUUGUUGCCGAUGGGUCCGCAGUGGCGUGCUCUGCGUCAGAGGGUUUGUCUCUCUACAGCGUCUUCAGAUUGCUCGUGGUUGAGAAGGUUGCAAAUGGUGUUUCGCGACAGGUGGACCUAGCCAAGCGGUCCUAUUUGGCAUUGGCCAAAGUUUUGGAGCUUUUGAAAUGGGAAAACCAAUCCUCUACGGCUGAUCGUUUGGAGGUAGCCAUCAAUGUUCAUGUGACUGCCCGUCUCCACGCAUACGGGGAAGCCCAGUUUCCACCGAAGUGUCACUAUAGUGCCCACUUACCACUGUCCUUGCGAAAGCAUCGCCUAUUGAGUUGUUGGGUACAUGAAAGGAAACAUAAAGAAUUGAAAAAGUAUGCAUCGGAUUCCAACAAUUGCAAUUUGAGCAAUUCCUUUGAGAAAGGGUUGCUUCGGCAGGUGGUUCUAGCCCAGUUGAAUUCCCUCCAAGAUCUGUCCAUUGGUGAAGGCUGCAGGAUGAUCAAGGCUUCUCCUGCCGCGCCAUCUCUACAUGACCAUGUUCGGCGCUUCCUAGGCUUUUCCCCGAUUCAACCGUUGGAUGUGAAAUGUUCCAAGCAAGCAUUCCUGGAUGCUGCGAGCAAGUGUGCAGCAAAAGAUGUUGUGGUAGCUGUCUCUGGGGAUGUGGAGUGCGUUGGCGAAGUAUGGCUCUUUGUAGAGGCCAAUGGCGAGCAGCUUGUAUGUUGGAGUCCGUGGGUCACUCUUGGGAACAAUCGGCUCACUCCUGUGGAUGAUCCGCAGUUCAUGAAUAUGCAGUCCAUCAAACGAUGCUGCAUUUAUUCCAAAGAACGGUCUGGAAAUGUAUUGGUGGUUCCUUAA